Molecule: messenger RNA, 1257 nt
Organism: Leguminivora glycinivorella
Lineage: Eukaryota; Metazoa; Arthropoda; Insecta; Lepidoptera; Tortricidae
Gene: Phb2
Product: prohibitin-2
Exons: 1
Coding region: 109-1008 (299 amino acids)
Biological process (GO): mitochondrion organization
Cellular component (GO): membrane; mitochondrion
Source: RefSeq, a predicted model, not a curated record
CGUAUUGCACAAUUUGUCUCGUUCUUUACCUUAUUACAGGUUAUGUUCAGUUGAGUUUUUGAUUUUGCAAAAAAUUUGAUAAUAGUGUAAUUUUGCCACAAUUUUAUAAUGGCGCAGAGUAAGCUCAACGACAUGGCGGGCAAAUUUGCGAAAGGUGGACCUCCCGGUCUGGGCAUCGGCUUGAAAGUUAUGGCUGUCGUCGGUGCGGCGGCCUAUGGUGUCUCACAAUCGUUGUUUACCGUGGAGGGUGGCCACCGUGCAAUCAUGUUCAACAGGAUUGGAGGUAUCCAACAGCACGUCAUGACUGAAGGCAUGCACUUCCGCAUCCCUUGGUUCCAGUACCCGAUCAUCUAUGAUAUCAGGUCGCGACCCCGCAAGAUAUCUUCCCCCACCGGCUCCAAAGACUUGCAAAUGGUGAACAUUUCGUUGAGAGUACUCUCGCGCCCCGACUCGAACAGUCUCCCGACCAUGUACAGACAGCUAGGAACCGAUUAUGAUGAGAAAGUCUUGCCUUCUAUCUGCAACGAGGUACUCAAGUCUGUGGUAGCAAAAUUUAACGCGUCGCAACUAAUUACACAGCGUCAACAGGUCUCAUUGCUCAUCAGGAGAGAGCUUGUAGAGCGCGCGUCGGAUUUUAACAUCAUUCUAGAUGAUGUCUCUGUGACUGAGCUGAGUUUCGGCAAGGAGUAUACUGCUGCCGUUGAGGCCAAACAAGUGGCACAACAAGAAGCUCAGCGAGCUGCUUUCGUAGUGGAAAGAGCUAAGCAGGAGCGCCAGCAAAAGAUUGUCCAAGCUGAAGGUGAAGCUGAAGCGGCUGAGAUGUUGGGUAAAGCUAUGGGCAUGAACCCUGGAUACUUGAAGUUGCGCAAAAUCAGAGCUGCUCAGAGCAUUUCUAGAAUGAUUGCUCAAUCACAGAACAGAGUCUUCCUUCCUGGCAAUAGCUUGAUGAUUAACCUGCAGGACCCUACCUUUGAUGACCUCUCAGAGAAGCUGACGAAGAAGAAGUAACAUAUGGAUCCGGUGGAGUGCGCUGAAGCUCUGGAGGCUGCGCCACCUCUCACCGAUGUUGAAGCUGCUGUACUGAUCAGUGGUGCUGCUUCAGUUGCUGUAUAGUGCAAUAACUUCCUAAUUUGAGCAUUUCUAAGUCGAAGGUUUACAAUUUAAAUGGAAUUCAAAAAUGUUGCAUUUUAUGUUAAUUAGUUGUAGGACUAUAGUAUGUAUGAGAAUCAAAGAAAACAAUACACUAUCUUACAAACA